This is a messenger RNA of Chenopodium quinoa (quinoa), 1269 nucleotides long. RefSeq names its product protein FAR1-RELATED SEQUENCE 5-like. Lineage: Eukaryota; Viridiplantae; Streptophyta; Magnoliopsida; Caryophyllales; Amaranthaceae. Gene Ontology annotation, biological process: regulation of DNA-templated transcription. The transcript is spliced from 4 exons. The record is from RefSeq and is a predicted model, not a curated record. Gene Ontology annotation, molecular function: zinc ion binding. Bases 1 to 1269 code for a protein of 422 amino acids.
AUGUGGAGCGCCUUUUUCUUUGAUUUUGAGAUGGAUGAAGAUUAUUGCCUUUGUGGAGCAUUGUACAACAUGGUGUUUACUCCAUUUACAAGGGUUGACCAUCAUAAGAGCUACAUUACUUUUGCUGCUAGUUUCAUAGCAAAGGAAGAUAUUGUGUCAUUUGAGUGGCUGUUCAGAUCAUUUCUCAUGGCAAUGGGUGGGAAUGAACCUAAUUGUAUGAUUACGGAUCAAGAUCCAGCAAUGAAAAUUGUUGUUACAAAAAGGUGGAACAAGGUGAUGGUUGAAUACCACUUGGAAGAACAUGAGUGGUUAGGUUAUAUGUACAAGAUAAAGGACAAGUGGAUUCCGGUGUAUUUCAGAGAUGUGUUCCUUGGAGGAAUAAUGCGUACAACAUCAAGAUCUGAAAGUGAAAAUAACUUUUUCUGCUCCUUUAUUUAUCCUCAUGUGUCACUUGUUGAGUUUUACUUGAGAUAUGAAGCUUCAAUUGAUGCCCAAAGACACACUCAAGGUCAGAAUGAUAAUUAUUCAAAGCACAAAUAUCCUGAGUGCAAAACACCACUAGGGAUAGAAAAACAUGCCUCACAUUUAUAUACUAACUCUGUCUUUUAUGAAUUUCAAUAUGAGAAAGAAAAUGGAUUGGAAGUUGCAAAAGUAAGUGAAGGAACUCGGACUAGAACAUUUGGUGUUGUGUUUAAUCCAACUAACUAUGACACCACAUGUUCUUGCAAGCUAUUUUAUAGACAAGGAAUUCCAUGUAAACAUAUGAUUUGGGUUUGGAAAGCAAAAAGGUUUGAAACCAUUCCUGAGCAGUAUAUGCUACACAGAUGGACUACUAUGGCAAUGAAGAAACCAAUUUUUGACUUGGGAGGAAAUCUGUUGGAGCAAUGUGCUAAUAUAAUUGACAAGAAAAAAUUAUUAAAUGAUUUGUGGUCAGAGAUAAACACUUGUGUAGGUUUGGCAGAAGGAAAAGAUGAAGAUAUUCAAGACCUUGUGAUAAAUCUUCAAGGAAUAAGAAAGGAUUUGAAGGCUAAGAGGAUUGCAAUAAAUAAUGAAACAACAGCUGGAAGUGCAAACAACAAAAAACAAGACAUUGUGCUAUUGAUUGGAGCUACUGUGCCAACUGAAAUAAUUGUCAAACCUCCAAAAAUUUCAAAGAGUAAAGGGACUGGAGUUCAUGUAUCAAAUGAAGAGACUUCAAAAAAGAAAUUAAAGGGGCUGAGAUUGAUGUGCCAAAUGUCGAAACAAAAGGUAGAAGUGCAAAAAGGCUGA